AUGCGUGCGGGGCUCUUUCCUUUUGCCUCGUUGCCCUCCUGAGAGCAAGAUGGGUCACCAGCAGCUCUACUGGAGCCACCCGCGAAAAUUCGGCCAGGGUUCUCGCUCUUGCCGCGUUUGCUCAAACCGGCACGGUCUGAUCCGGAAAUACGGCCUCAAUAUGUGCCGCCAGUGUUUCCGUCAGUACGCGAAAGAUAUAGGCUUCAUCAAGUUGGACUAAGCACUCUUCUUCUAAUGGAUAAUCCAAGCCGUCUACCUGAGGAAAGAAACCAUGCUAUCCCUUUGUACAUAAAAUAAAAUUUAAAAAAAAUUUA
Messenger RNA from Cynocephalus volans (Philippine flying lemur), 314 nucleotides. RefSeq names its product ribosomal protein S29 (gene RPS29). The transcript has 3 exons. Lineage: Eukaryota; Metazoa; Chordata; Mammalia; Dermoptera; Cynocephalidae. Gene Ontology annotation, cellular component: ribosome; cytosolic small ribosomal subunit. The coding region runs from base 50 to 220 and encodes 56 amino acids. Gene Ontology annotation, biological process: translation. Gene Ontology annotation, molecular function: zinc ion binding; structural constituent of ribosome. The record is from RefSeq and is a predicted model, not a curated record.